AUGGAGGAUAUGCUUUCAAGAAUAUUGAAAAAGGUGGAGUCAAUCGAUUCAUUUUGCAAAGAGACAAGGGAUGAAAUGAAAAGCUUGGGGAAAGUUGUAGGUUCUCACUUAAAUUCCAUCAAGCAAUUGGAAUCGCAACGUGGCCAAAUCUCGGCUACUCUAAACCAAAGACAAAAGGGCACACUCCCUGGUGAUACAGUUCCAAAUCCAAAGAAUGAUAGUGAUCAUAAAUGUCAUCCAAUCACUACUAGGAGUGGCAAGACAAUUGGUGGAGAGACAUCGGUGAAAGACAAUGUGGUGGUUGACGUGGCAGAAAAGGAUGAAGCUUCAAAAGGGAAGGAAGCGAUAGAGGAGGUGCCGAGGGCUUUACCGCCCGUUCCAAAGCCUCCUCCUCCAUUUCCUCAACGAUUGGCUAAGAAAGAGGAAGAUGGUAAUUUUCUCAAGUUUAUUGAGAGAUUGAAAGGACUUUCAAUACACAUCCCUUUGGUGGAAGCACUUGAACAAAUGCCCGGUUAUGCAAAAUUCAUGAAAGACCUUGUGACCAAGGGGAGACAUGCUAGUUUUGAAAAGAUGGGAGUUACACAUCAUUGCUGCUCCAUUGUGACAAAAGCCUUGGUUCAAAAGAAGGAAGACCCGGGAGCUUUCACCAUUCCUUGCACUAUUGGGAUGUACAAAUUUUCCAAAGCAUUAUGUGAUCUUGGAGCAAGCAUCAGCUUGAUGCUGCUUGCUAUCUUUAACAAGUUGGGUUUGGCCACUCCCAGGCCUACAAUAAUGAGGUUGCUAAUGGUGGAUAGAACCGUGAAGAAAUCGGUUGGUAUCCUUUAUGAUGUGCUUAUGUAG
Lycium barbarum (goji berry) is the source of this 840-nucleotide messenger RNA. RefSeq lists its product as uncharacterized. Lineage: Eukaryota; Viridiplantae; Streptophyta; Magnoliopsida; Solanales; Solanaceae. The transcript is spliced from 3 exons. The record is from RefSeq and is a predicted model, not a curated record. The coding region runs from base 1 to 840 and encodes 279 amino acids.